CUAUUUGAGCACUUCCUUUUAGUUGUCAACAGCGAGUGUAAAGGGACAGUGAAUCCAGAUAGCCGACACCACACAGCCGUAAACAGUGUAGGAGUCAGCCGUUAAACGACUAGCCGAACAAAUAUUAUUCGCAGUCUAGUGUGGCGCAAAUAGCUAAGUUUAGGGGUAAACACAGCAUGCAAUCUGGAUGGUCCAUUUGUUUGUCCUAUACCCAAGUACACUGUAUGUGACUAAGAUUUGAAGGCAGAUGCGGACUGAGUGAAAACCCAGUCAUCAAUCUCCCACUACAUCCAUGUGUAUAAUUUUCUUCAAGUUUGACCCCCGGCCUGCAUCCAAAAAUGCCUACAGGCUAAUUUUGGCUGCAAACAGAGAUGAGUUCUACAACAGGCCAUCCAAAGCUGCAGACUUCUGGGGCACUAACAGUGAGAUCCUCAGCGGCCUGGACCUGGAGUAUGGUAAGGAAGGAGGAUCAUGGCUGGGGAUCAGCAAGAGGGGCAAGCUGGCUGCAAUCACCAACUACAUGGAAGGACGUCCCAACCCUGAUGCACAAGGAAGAGGAUUUCUAGUGUCUAACUAUCUUAUGGACAAAGAUCUGGACAGUUACUCCUACCUGAAGAAAGUGUCUACAGAAGGCCACCUGUACAACGGCUUCAACCUCAUCACAGCGGAGUUCAAAGCCAAACAAGACAUUGUGUGUUACUAUGGAAACAGAGGCAGCCCUGAGCCCAUCCGUCUAAAACCAGCAGGAAUCUAUGGCUUGAGUAAUUCUCUGCUGGACACUCCAUGGAAGAAACUGCUGCAAGGCAAGCGCCACUUCACCAGCGUUGUCAACGACCAGUCCCUGUCCUGUGAUGGACUGGUGCAAGAGCUGCUCAAUGUCCUCAAUAAUGAAGAGCUGAACGCACCUGAUCCAGCUCAGGAGAGCCAGGGUGAUGGUUACAGUAAGCCCAUGAUCCAGGCUCUGUCAGCGGUGUGUGUUCGCUCACCUCAUUAUGGCACAAGGACCAAUACAAUAAUCUUGAUAGACGCAGAAGGGAACGUGACCUUCACAGAGCGCACCAUGCUCAACUGUGACACAAGCAAAUGGAGCACCAGUUCUUUCCAGUUCAAGCUGCAGGGGUGAGGGACAUGAUGGAAGAAACCCACUUUGUGCCUUUCUGCAUCACCUUUCCUUCUGUCACCCCGAGUCCCCCGCCUCCAGCUGCACUUCACCAUAGCAGCUAUGUGAACAUGAAGAAUCAUCUGCACUUUUUCUUCAGCUAGUCAGCACUAGCUGCCUCAUUAACUUCGGUGAUAUGUAUUUCUUAUUCUCGAUUUAAGUUAAAAUGCAUCUUUUGAAACUACUGUACUAAUUUAAAACAUUGCCAAAGAACAUAUAAUUUUGUAGAGGAAAAUACAUCACAAAACAGCAGUGUUGGGUUGCUUGAAAAAGUCUAAUCCCUUACAGAUUGCAGGUAACCUGCUUUGAACUGCGAUCAGUACUGUUGUUCACAAGAUUAUUUUAAUUUAUUCUUCUUGUUGGUGUCAGAUUUUUACCUUUAAAUCCAUGAUAUUGAGUGAAUAUACACUUUAUGCACAUUUUCCAAAAUGCAAUUUGAAAUCACAUUCUUCAGCUAUAACAAAUGAAAGAACAAACAUAUUUUAAUGUAAAAAUGUUGCAUAUUAUUUUCCAUUUUACACACUGAGAAUUCAUUGGGUCACCAAUAUUUUUCUAGAGAAUGUGUAAUCUGAUGUAAGAUCACAGCAACUGUCAAAUAUUACUGUCACAGGUAAUUUGUCAUUCCCCAUCCCUGCACAACUGUAGUCUCAGUGUUAGUCACAGCAGCCAUUUCAGUAUUGAAUGCAAAUAGUUUCAGGCACUGGAUCUCUGACUGCUUCCAUGGUAGAAUAAUGCAUUUCAAAGCUGCUUGACAAUAAAAACAAUUUAUCCAAACACUCA
This is a messenger RNA of Seriola dumerili (greater amberjack), 1939 nucleotides long. It is a transcript of the gene tango2, whose product is annotated as transport and golgi organization 2 homolog. Gene Ontology annotation, biological process: Golgi organization; protein secretion. The transcript is spliced from 10 exons. The record is from RefSeq and is a predicted model, not a curated record. Gene Ontology annotation, cellular component: Golgi apparatus. The coding region runs from base 293 to 1123 and encodes 276 amino acids. Lineage: Eukaryota; Metazoa; Chordata; Actinopteri; Carangiformes; Carangidae.